AGGUCUGCGAAGUAGAAUUUUUGCUGUUAGUGAAAUAAAAGUGAUUGGGCCCUAUCUAUGGUUGCUGAGAAUCGAGAGCUGGAUUAAUGAAGGAUUCAGAUGCAGUUACAUCUUUUGAAACAUCAUUUUGGAGAAGUCGUUUUCAAAACCAGGAAGCAAGUUCCAUGAGAACCUUUUUUUUCCGUCAAAGCCUAUAUAGUGUACUAUAAACAAAGACUGAGCUCCUGUGAACUCCUACUUCUCCACAACUUAUAGGAGCAGAAAUUUUUUAAAAUUAAAAUAAUCCAAAGUCACGUCGUCACAUAAACAACAAAAUAAGCCAGGACGUUCUAAGAGCAAACAUUUGCUUUUCCCACCCACAGACUUGGAAAGAUGCAGGCCUGAAGGAAAAGUCGGAAGCCAGUGAGAUCUUGUGCGCAGGUGCUGCCGCAGAAUCGAGUGUGCCUUUCAGCACAGUUAACUCAGAAACAUUGAAGAGUCCCACCAUGCAGAAUGGAGGUGAGGAAGGUCAAAGUGUUACAGCAGAAAACCAAAGCACCAUCAUUGGAACCAGUUAUCCUGAUGUAUUUUCUGAAGGACUGAACGGUACUGAAGGGCCACCCAGAACAGUGCACAACAGAACUGCACUGAGUCCUGUGUUUGACAUUGAAGCUACUUCUGUCAGCCCAACCAGUGUGGUUUUAACAUGGAAAAGUAAUGACUCAGCUGCUUCAGAGUACAUGUAUAAAAUAGAGAACAAGAUGGAGAAGAAACCACUGUUUGCUGAGGGAAACCAAAAAGCAUACAACAUCACAGGCUUAAAUCCAGCCACUUCCUACACGUUCUCCAUCACUCCAGGAAUAGCCAAUGCAACUUGGGGAGAGCCCGUGGAUAUAAAUGUCACAACAGAGCCUUGGCCGGUGUCUGAUCUUCGUGUUGCCUUCAUGGGUGUGACGCAGGUCGCUCUCACCUGGAGCAGUGGAAAUGGCACUGUGUCCUGCCGGAUGCUUCUCGAAAGCUUUAGAAGCCCUAAGGAAUUGACUCCACACUUGGCAGUCAAUAUUUCAGGUCUGAAGCCAGGGGUUCAUGAUACCUGGCAUCUUCCAGAAUCAAAUGAGACACAAAUUGACCCCCCAGUUACAGAAGGUGUCUUGGACACCAACAACACUGAGAGAAGCCCAGUGGUUGGCCCACGCCUGGUACGCCGGAGCCUUGAACCUGCAGACCAAUCCUCUGUCCAGGAGUCCCCAAACACAGAAGUCCUGCUCACUGGGUUAAAGCCUGGCAUGCAGUACAGGGCCACUGUUUAUUCUCAAGCAGCAGAUGGCACAGAAGGACAGCCUGGGACCAAAGUGUUUAUCACAAAUUCUAGUCAGGUUUUUGACAUCAGAGUUGUGAGCAUCAGUGCCACAAACAUGACCCUGACCUGGAAAAAAAUGCACAAUGGGUCAUCCUCUUCCUAUUCCUACAAGAUACACGUGGCUAGAGGAACUGAUUCCAUCAACCAAACUACGAGUGAGACUCAGGUCGUCAUCCUUGGGCUCAGCUCGAGUACCUUAUAUAACAUUGCAGUGCGUCCUUUCCUGGGUGACAUUGAGGGCACUCCUGGCUUCCUCCAAGUGUAUACACCCCCUGGUCCAGUUUCCGACUUUCAUGUGACACAUUUCAACACAAGGGAAAUUGGCUUGGCUUGGAGCAGUAAUGAUGCAGAAUCCUUUAGGAUUCUUACCAUGCAGGAUGGAGGUGAGAAAGGUCAAACUGUUAUAACAGGAAACCAAAGCAUCAUCAUUGGAGACUUAAAGCCUGGAACCAGAUACUGUUUUGAAAUAUUUCCACAAGGACCUAAUGGGACGGAAGGACUAUCCACAACAAUUUGCAGUAGUACUGCCUGCAGUGCUGUGAUCAACAUCCGUGUGGUCAAUGUUACUACCACUGAAAUGCAGCUGGAGUGGGAGAAUACAGACAGUGGUUCCGGGUACAUCUACCAUUUAGUUGUAGAGUCCAAGAAUGACUCCAUCAAUACCAGCAGUUCUCAGGAAGCGAUCACACUGCAGGACCUCACCCCAGGCACCUUAUAUAAUAUCACAAUCUCCCCAGAAGCAAAGCAGGUCCAGGGGGACUCCAACUCCAUUGCCCAGUACACACGGCCCAGUAGUGUAUCUCACAUUGAAGUACACACCAACACCACGGUGGCAACCAUCCGCUGGGAGAACUCAGAUGCAGCCACUCCUGUCUAUUCCUACCGCCUUGUCUUGAAGACUGGAGAUGCCAGCAAUGCAACCACGGUGGUCACAAGCACUGGAGUCACUUCCGAGACGGUCACUGAAUUAAUACCUGGCUCCUCUUACACAGUGGAGAUCUUUGCACAAGUUGGGAAUGUUACUGAGUCACUUGUACCUGGUUUGAAGUCAUUCUGUAUGGAACCAGCACCAGUGGUCGUCUUCUACUGUGAGGUGGUCCCCAAGGAGCCAGCCCUGGUUCUGAAGUGGGCCUGCCCUUUUGGCACCAACACAGGCUUCGAUCUGGUGGUCAGUAGUGGUGCCUGGCAAAAUGUGACACGCUUGGAGAGUUGCACCGCAGAGAACGACACUGAAUGCAGAACAGAAGUCAUGUAUUUGAAUUUUUCUACCUUGUACAACAUCAGCAUCACCACCUUGUCCUGUAAAAAGGCAAUCCCCACCAAGAGCACCUGCACCACAAGCAUCACAGACCCACCUCCUCCAGAUGGAUCCCCUAAUAUUACAUCUGUCAGUCACAAUUCAGUAAAGGUCAAAUUCAGUGGAUUUGAAGCCAGCCAUGGACCCAUCAAAGCCUAUGCUGUCAUUCUCACCACUGGGGAAGCUGGCCACCCUUCUGCAGAGGUUUUGAAGUACACAUACGAAGAUUUCAAAAAGGGGACCUCAGAUACUUACGUGACAUACUUUAUAAGUACGGAAGAGAAAGGACGCUCCUGGGGCUUGUCUGAAGUCUUGAAAUAUGAAAUCGAUGUGGGGAAUGAAUCCAAAACCCUUGGCUAUUAUAACGGGAGGCUGGAGCCUUUGGGCUCAUACCGGGCCUGUGUGGCUGGCUUCACCAAUAUUAUUAUUAACCCUCAAAAUGAUGAUGGACUCAUCAAUGGGACUGAGAGCUAUGUGUCCUUCAGUCGCUACUCAGAGGCUGUGUUUUUGCCUCAGGAUCCAGGGGUCAUCUGUGGAGCUGUAUUCGGAUGUAUCUUUGGUGCCCUGGUCAUUGUGGCUGUGGGAGGCUUCAUCUUCUGGAGAAAGAAAAGGAAAGAUGCUAAGAACAAUGAAGUGUCCUUUUCUCAAAUCAAACCUAAAAAAUCCAAGUUAAUCAGAGUGGAAAAUUUUGAAGCCUACUUUAAGAAACAGCAAGCUGACUCCAACUGUGGAUUUGCAGAGGAGUAUGAGGAUCUGAAGCUGGUUGGAAUAAGUCUACCUAAAUAUGCAGCUGAAGUGGCAGAGAACAGAGGAAAGAAUCGCUAUAAUAAUGUCCUGCCCUAUGAUAUUUCUCGAGUCAAACUUUCAGUCCAGACCCAUUCAACGGAUGACUACAUCAAUGCCAACUACAUGCCUGGCUACCAUUCCAAGAAAGAUUUCAUUGCUACCCAAGGACCUCUACCGAACACUCUGAAGGAUUUUUGGCGUAUGGUUUGGGAGAAAAACAUAUAUGCCAUUGUUAUGUUGACCAAAUGUGUGGAACAGGGAAGGACCAAAUGUGAAGAGUACUGGCCUUCUAAGCAGGCUCAGGACUAUGGAGACAUAACAGUGGCAAUGGCUUCUGAAGUUGUUCUUCCGGAAUGGACCAUCAGAGAUUUCACAGUGAAAAAUAUCCAGACAAGUGAGAGUCACCCUCUGAGGCAGUUCCAUUUCACCUCCUGGCCUGACCAUGGUGUUCCUGACACCACUGAUUUGCUCAUCAACUUUCGGUACCUGGUCCGAGACUACAUGAAGCAGAGUCCCCCGGAAUCACCAGUUCUGGUGCAUUGCAGUGCUGGGGUUGGAAGGACGGGCACCUUCAUUGCUAUUGAUCGUCUUAUCUAUCAGAUAGAGAAUGAGAACACCGUGGAUGUGUACGGGAUUGUCUAUGACCUUCGGAUGCACAGGCCUUUGAUGGUGCAGACAGAGGACCAGUAUGUUUUCCUCAAUCAAUGCGUUUUGGAUAUUAUCAGAUCCCAGAAAGACUCAAAAGUUGAUCUCAUCUAUCAGAACACAACUGCAAUGACAAUCUAUGAAAACCUCGAGCCAGUGAGCAUGUUUGGAAAGACCAAUGGCUACAUCACCUAGUUCCAAAGCAAACCCUUUCUGAAGUUAACCAGAUCAUCACACCCACAGCGAAGGGAUAUGCCCCGAUGCUGACAUGUUUUCAUAUGUCUCAUUUUUUAGUUCUUUGUUCUCUUCUGUUAGAACUGCCUUGGAGGGUGUGGGGCUGUACGUGUAAAACAUGGCAGAUGGGAAGUUGGGGCUGCCAGGGGCUGUGGAUGGGAGGGUACAAAUCAGCUGCAUUCCUGAUCACCAAUAGGAAGGGUUCGCUUUUUUCUUUUCCCCUUGAGAAUUGUGGAAAACCAGGAAAAGUGAGCUAUAAUUUUUUUUUCUUUUCCAAACAGGUUCUCUUUCUCUUUCUUUCUUUCUUUCUUUCUUUCUUUCUUUCUUUCUUUCUUUCUUUCUUUCUUUCUUUCUUUCUUU
Molecule: messenger RNA, 4661 nt
Organism: Nannospalax galili (Upper Galilee mountains blind mole rat)
Lineage: Eukaryota; Metazoa; Chordata; Mammalia; Rodentia; Spalacidae
Gene: Ptprj
Product: protein tyrosine phosphatase receptor type J
Exons: 25
Coding region: 486-4262 (1258 amino acids)
Biological process (GO): angiogenesis; protein dephosphorylation
Molecular function (GO): cadherin binding; protein tyrosine phosphatase activity
Source: RefSeq, a predicted model, not a curated record